AUGACUGGCGAGGAGUGGUCUUUUCCCGGCGUGCCGGACGGUAUCCAAGACAGUUUCGAGGUUCAGCAACUCCGCAACAGAUACCUCGCUGGCACCGCUGGCAGUCCCUUCUCUGACCCUGAGUCUUGUAUGCUCUUUCAGAGGAUGCAACAGUUUGACGCUUCUUUGAGCAACAAGCGACCAGUCAUGGACCACGACCAGCCAUGGCAUCCCGAUGGCAUGCCUUACGUGCACGACGUUCAGUCCAUGUUUGCGCCGAUGCACUUCCAGUAUGGCGUUGCGUCCAUUGACGAUGUCCCGAUGGCCUCCGCGGGUGGCCUGGGUCAAAACAUGCCCAUCUCCUCUCCCGCCUUCUCAGCAUCUGAGUCUGGUGCCAGCUUCGGUAGUUUCUCCUCCACCGGCGUGCCCAACCUCCUCGACUCUGGCUCCUUCAGCUCGGCAGACGGCUCUGCGAUCAUCACCAGCCCGCCCCAGCAGUUCGAAUACGUCACCUCGCCGUUCACGUCGUCGUCUUUGGUGAGCGAGGAUCUGUCCAACAUCAAGGCAGCUCCUCCCUCGCCCACGCCCUUCUCGGAAACAUCCCCAAUCGUCUUCUUUCCGACAGCUCCCGACCAUCUUGUCGAGCCGCGGUGCCCGAUGAAUGACCACCACGCCAUGAGUGCUCCCGUGCUUGAGCGCCAUGGCUCUGGACCCGGUAUCAAGUCCGAGCCGCAAGGUCGUCGCGUGCUGCCCUCAAAGCCCCGUAAGGAGCUCCCUGAGAAGCCGCGAUCUCGCCGGGCUGCCUCUCCAUCUCGCAGGGUGAAUCCGACGGCGCCCAAGACAGAGCUCCGACCCAAGCAGCCAAAGCCUUGUCCAGUGCCAGUUCCAGUGAUCACAGAAGCCGCGGAGCGGUCUGCCAAGGACGAUUAUCUUCUCAAGGCCAAGGCAGAGGGCCUGACAUAUCGUGAAAUCCGUGUCAAGGGUAACUUCUCCGAGGCCGAGUCCACGCUUCGUGGCCGAUACCGUACUCUCACAAAAAGCAAGGAGGAGAGGGUGCGAAAGCCUGAGUGGACCCAGCAUGAUGUCCAUUUGCUGCGGAAGGCUGUUCGCAAGUUCUCCAAGGGGAACGAUCCUGCCUCCACCAAGAUUCCUUGGAAGCAGGUGGCCGAGUACAUCUACAACCACGAUGGUUCGUACCUUUUUGGCAAUGCCACUUGUCGCAAGAAGUGGGACGAGCUUGUCAUGAACUCUGGAGGAAGACGCUUGGGUGGAAUGGGGACCAUGGAGUGA
Messenger RNA from Colletotrichum karsti, 1269 nucleotides. RefSeq lists its product as uncharacterized. The record is from RefSeq and is a predicted model, not a curated record. Bases 1 to 1269 code for a protein of 422 amino acids. The transcript is spliced from 3 exons. NCBI's taxonomy places the organism in Eukaryota, Fungi, Ascomycota, Sordariomycetes, Glomerellales, Glomerellaceae.